UCUCUGUAAAGAAAUUUUAUUUCAACUUUACCCGUUUCACCCGGCCUGCAGCUGUUCACUUAUCAUCUUUUAAGGACUUCAUUGGCACUGUAUCAUCAUCUCUUCCAAGCUAGCUAGCUGGCUCCCCCAUUUCUGCUAGCUGAACAACCAAGAGCCUGCAGGAGUCGAUCAUCGAUUUAGCUGAAAUUUUGUUUUCCUGAUUUGAUCUUGCAGCUCAUUAAUGAUCAUGAGUGCGGUAAGAUGAUCUCAAAUUCAAGAGAAAAAGAUAUUCAAGCUGCCAAGCAAGAGGACGGAAGCCGCAAUGAUAUUGGAAAGUUGUCUAAAGUGGGAGCGUCGUCUAGUUCAAGGCAAUGGUCAGCAGGAUUUAGAAAUCCAAGGAUCGUGCGUGUGUCGCGUUCUUUUGGAGGAAAAGAUAGGCAUAGCAAGGUUUGCACCAUAAGGGGAUUGAGGGACAGACGGAUUAGGCUUUCAGUACCCACAGCAAUUCAGUUGUACGAUCUUCAGGAUAGGCUCGGGCUUAGUCAGCCUAGCAAGGUGGUAGAUUGGUUGCUUGAUGCCACUAAAUUUGACAUCGAUAAGCUACCACCACUCCCAAUUCCCCAGGGAUUCGGUCAAUUUCAUCAUCAACUUUCUCAUCAUCAUGAAUCAAAUGCCUCUCCCUCUUCUUUUCAUGCCCCUAAUUUAUUUGAUGCAAAUUCUAGUACAUUUAUAAAGGACGGGGAAGAUCAAAGAACAACGUCCGUGAUGGCAGCGAAAACGAAGGCCGAUUGGGAUCCUAUGGAUUCUGCAUUGAGACUAAAAAACAAAGAAUUUGAAAGAUCAGGAUCACUACUACUAGAUCAAGUUGGUGAUAAAGGCAAGUGGAUCAAAACAAAUCAUGAAGAAGAUGAGAUUCAGUAUGGAAUUGGUACUACGUCUAGUAGUACUACUGGUUAUGGUGCACAGAUUUCAGCACAUAAUUUUUUCCCAAUGCCCAAUCAUUCUUCCUUACCUAGCUUGCUAAACAAUGCCAUGGCCUACAAUUCAUACUAUCAGUCUGAUCAGCCUUCUGCAUUAUCUCUAUCUCAGUUUGGAGGCCAUGGAUCAUUAUUUCCAUCUCAAAUAGAUCAUCAUCCACAUAGUACAAGCAGUGCCAUGCCACUUCCAUCCGGGUCUCAGUUAUUUUUCUGUCCAUCUUCAACAACACCAGCACUUUUCACUCCAUAUCCUUCCUAUAUCACCACCCCAUUAAUAGAGAGUGACCCAAGACAAUUCAGCCAUAUCCAAUUGUUAAACUCAAGUAGUUCACAGCAUCACGUCCUACCUCACCCUCUUAUUUCUUCACUUCAUUCAGUUGGCUCUCCUUUGAAACCCUUUCCAGGAAAUGAGAAUCCCAAGCUGCAACUUCCUCAAUCACAUGAAAGCAAACUGGAUUAAAUAUUAGGGUAACAGUACUAGAAGUGCUGGUUCUUGAUGAUCCUAGCUAUUGUACUGGUGAUUAAUUUCUUGCUUCGUCUCGUUCGAGUACUCAUCAUCAUCAUGGAUGUCAUGUGUUAGGAUAUCGGCACGACACGAUCGAUUUCCGAGAUGGAUGUAUGCGCGCAUCAUGUCUCAACUCCUCGAUCGAUCGAUUAUCACAAUACAAGUAAGACACUUAAGAAAAUUACAUCUAUUUUCUGCAUUUAAUUUGCUACGUACGAUUUGCAAGAAUUGGUGAUGUCACAAUAUUACAUGCACGUUUGUAAGGAUUGAUGCGAUACAAUACUGCAUACUUGUGAUUGAGUGCUUAGAAUAUAAUUUGUAUUCAGUGCUGACCAGUAAACUCAUGAACUUGAUUGGUUAUAGCAGUCAUUUAAA
Molecule: messenger RNA, 1836 nt
Organism: Juglans regia (Persian walnut)
Lineage: Eukaryota; Viridiplantae; Streptophyta; Magnoliopsida; Fagales; Juglandaceae
Product: transcription factor TCP5
Exons: 2
Coding region: 241-1416 (391 amino acids)
Cellular component (GO): nucleus
Molecular function (GO): DNA-binding transcription factor activity; sequence-specific DNA binding
Source: RefSeq, a predicted model, not a curated record